AUACGAGCUACGAGCCAGUUACUAGUUACUAUACACUGCUCAUACUCAGUGUGCUGGUGAUCUGCCGGUUACGGUCCUCGGUCCACAGUCUGGUUCAGUACCUUUCUGUCUACCCAAGUGUUCACAUGUCAUUUCAUUGCUUUUAUCAUGCCGACAAAAUUUAAACUUCAAACUAAUGAAAUUAUUUUUUAAGUUUGAAAAGACCGGUUGAUUUUUUUUAUCUGUUAAAUUUAUUUUAUAUUUUUUUAAAUUGCGGACAGUGAAUUGGAGUAGUGAAUUUUUGACUGAAAAAAAUUUAAGUGAAUUUAUUUUAUUGAGAAGAUAGGAUGUAGCCAAUCGAGAUUUUAAAUAUUUUUCUAUUACGACCAAGCUACGCUAAAUAAUAAAAAUAAACAAUUGACAGUUUUAUUGAGCGACUUUUGGUGAAUUCACGGUGAAUUUAAGAACUUGUUUGGUGGGUUGUUUUCAAGUGGGAGAAGAAAAAAAUAAAAAGAGGACCUCGGGAGCCGAAGAAUUCGUGAACGGGAGAGCAAGGUUCGAACCCUCGACUUUAGUUCAGUUCUCUAGUUUUUUUGCUCUUUAACUUUAUGCUUUUGCCUGUUUUGUACUGUGUGUUACUGCCGGCGUUUUAAUAAUAAUUAUUAUUACUACAAUACAUUCCAUACAUCACUGUUGAUCCUCGACACAGCUAUAAUUUAAAUAUUAUUACUUUUUGGUCUUUUAACCGACGAUAAAUAUUUGAAAGUGCGAGUGUUGUGCUCCAUCGGGUGGCGAAAAAUGUAAAAAAUAAACUACGUCCAGCUGUUUUAUUAUUUUUUAUUAUAUUGCUAUUUAACUAAGCAACAAACAUUUAUGUGAGAACUUAAAUACUGCAAAAAGCUUGGAUAUUUAUUAUUUUAUCAUUUUCGAUUGUAAAAUGCCGCCACCUGAUCCUCAGCGUUAAGUCAGGCCUCUAAAAAAUGGCCUCGAUUCUGGGAGACGGCACGGGUCCCGGCGGGCCCGGAUCCACGAGGUGCCUGCUCCUGUUGCAGCGGUCUCUAGCCAUUCAACUGAGCCGCGGACCUCCGCCAAUGAUUCUCGCCACCAGUCAACACGAGACCAUCAAGGAACACCCGGCUGAUGAGAUGUGGAUGUAUGACAAGGGCUACAAUCUCUUCCAGAGCUUCUUGGAGGCAAAUUCCAAGUGUUGGUGGAAUGCAGCAUUAGUGGACGCGACUCGUCAGCUACGAUAUAAAGGACAUGUAUCACCGGGUGUUUUGAUGGUGGGUGGACCUCCUUGUGCCUUGGAAGUGCUGAGAGCAGCCUGGUCUCGUAAUGUUUUAAGACCACCGGCUGAUCAUGCCAUCACGUGUCUCGGCGAUAUUGAAGACUGUUUAGUAGCCCCGGUGUCUCAAGGGCAAUUUACACCACUACCAGAAGCACUUUGUUGGGCAAUACUGGAGUUAACAUCCCAGCGACAGGCCGCAACGCUGGACACGCUGCGUUCAGCGCUGAGAAAUGCGUUUCCUACAAUGCAGCGACCGAACCGUGAACUGGUGUACGACGCGCUCGCUAAAUUAAUGCAGGAGCGUAAAAUCUACCAUACCUCGCAGGGGUACUUCGUGGUGACACCCGAGACCAAGAGAUUGAGACGAGAUUCCAGCGGUUCCAGGAGAAAUUCGCGCGAGGUCUCGAGCUGUCGCGGGCAGGGCAUGCUUAUGAGCAAUGACGAAGCAAUGGCACUCGUACACGGUGAGAUGCUCACCCUCAGGGACGGUAAUGUGACGCAUCAAGCCGUACAAACUAAUUUAGCUGACGUUAUUUGUGGAGGAAAUCCGAAUGAUAAAAUUCUAUUCGCACGAUGUCGUUCAGUGCCCGGUCGCUUAGAACGAAGGCAUUCGUUGCGACUGUGGGGUUCAGCUCGUCGACUUCACAGGAGCGGAAGUUCACGAUCACUGCCACGAAGACCGGAAAGAAGUGACACCUCGUCAAGCGCCGAGUAUGCGAGCACCGAUAGCGCGCCUCACAGUCCCACUAGUCUGUCUGGGCUGUUUACAGAGAAGAUAGGCUUACUAUCAAGGCUCUUUCGGCGCAGCAGUCGGAGGAAGGGUGCACCGUUGAUGGGCACUUUUAGUGCUCAGUAUCCGCCAACCGAGUGGUUCAACCCGAGGGUGGUUCAUCUUCACAGCGUGGCAACGCAAACUAGAGCAGUUAGUCCAUCGAUGAUGGAAGGAUUAGACCAAUCCCAGGCCAGUUUUCAAGUAUGGGACGACUCAAGCUCCGUACGAUCAGCGACGUUACCCCGGCGGCAUCGCCGUCAACCGAGCGGAGAUUCUACCAGUCUGCUCGCGAAUUCAACCCCACGAAGCUCGCGACGUCACCGCUCUCCGUGCUCGACUUUGCCGCGGUCAAAGUGCUCGAGUCUGAGUCGCUGCACGUCUCGCGCCUCCGUCCUGCCUCCUUCCACCGCCAUAAACCCCGAGUCGUAUCACCAAUCACGUCCGCAGCUGCCCACCGGGAAGCACUCGAGCAACUCAUCACCGAGCCGCAGCGGCGGGAGUUCUGGAUCCGUCCGCGUGACCACCAUUAACACCUCCACAAACAACAGCAAUAGUCAAAAUAGCCACACCAGCAAUAAUAAUAGUAAUAGUAAUAAUAGUAGUAAUAGUAAUAGCAAUAAUAACAGCCACCACCACCACCACCUUCAUAAUAACAGCAAUAGCCAUAGCAAUAGUCCAAGCCCAGCCAAGACUGCAACACUGGGAAGGUCAAGCACUCGGCAUAGCUCCAGAAGACCAAGUCACGACUCAACUGGUAGCGGCACCAAGUCUUCGAAUAGUUCACCCCAACAUAAGAUACUGCAGAAAGCCUCGUCGAUGCACUCAUCAACUCACCUAACGGCGAAAUCGGUGUCCAGUGGUAAAUUAUCAUCAGCGUCAUUAUCAUCAUCCCCACUGAAGACAUCAAUUACCGCGUCUGCCAAGUCAUCACCGCUAAAGGUUAUCCAGCAGGGGUCAUUAACGCCGCUGCAAGAAGCCCAGAAUUCAAUAACCUUGCAGGUAUCAACGAACCUGAGUCCGGUGAGUCCGCCUCAGGACCGCGGGAGCAUAUCGAGCAGCGUGACUCUCGCCUCAAACGCCUCGAGCACCACCACUAUAAGCGGCUCUCCGGGGACUAAAAUUUACGUCCAUCAAAACAACUCGCCGAUGCGGUCAGUUAUCACCUUCGAGAACGGCACCACCAAGAGCUGCCUCGAGGAGAAGAUCUUGAAGGAGGAAAAGAUCUGCAAGGAGAAGCAAGAGCUCGUCAGCGAGAAGGUCCACAAGGCGAUGAUCAUCGAGAAAGAAAAGCUCCUAUCUUGCAAAGAGGAUGACAAACUGCUCACCAUGAAGAAGGUCAACGACGACGACUGGAAGCUCAUGAAGAUCGAGAGACCUUCCUCGUUAUACACCAAUGGCAAGGACGGAAAGUCCGAGUCCGAUAAAGAGAACAAGCCAAAAGUAGAAGAAGAAAUUCCUAACAAACUCAAGCUCACCAACCGCCUGAACAACAGCCAGGUUCACCUUAUUGACGGCUCCACUAACAACAUCGACAAGUGCAAUUCUGAUAUCUCAGCUGUCACUGGAUCCACCAUCAAGAACACCAACGACGCGAUGAACAACUCGAGGAAGCUCAGUCUCUCUUUGUCCAAGGACGCGCUCAGCUUCAGGAACCUCUUGCACCCUGGCUCCAAGAAUAAUAUCGCCUCGAACCCUCCCUCGCCUACUAAAUCCUUUGACGGCUUCGGUGGCUCCUAUAAUAAUGUUUACAUCGAAAAUCUUGAUACUUUAAAGUCGAGGCGCGCUCCUCAGGGUUCGGAGCCCAAUUUGGACAAAAGCUUGAGUCGCGCGGAUCUUUACUCCUAUCCCAGCCUCAGCGACAUGCAAGUCCAGUUUACGAGCUUGGCUGCUCAGAAAAUCCUCAAAGGCUGUCCGAUUAACAGCGUUGACACUCUGGUGGAGGUCAAUAUGGCCGCUGAUAAGCCCAAUAAUAGAGAUGUUACCGUUCAUACUGAUUUUGGUCUUGUUUGAAUUGACAUUUUGAUCCGAAAUUUAUUGCAAAGAUUUUUAUUGGGUUGUUUUAUAAAAAAAUUAGGAUAGUUUUUGUAAAAAUAAAUUAUUAUUAUUGAAGAAAUGGAUGAAAAAAUUUUGUAACUUGUUCUUUUUUAUAAAAAUUUUUGAAUUCAUUUCAUAUUUGGGAAGAGUUAAGGUAGUUGUUGUGGUACAAUAUUGUCAAAAAAUUAGAGAUUAUACAGGCUGCAAAAGUAUAUGAAUUUGUAAGUAAGUAAUCCAUAAUUUUUACGGAAAACUGUACUCGGAGAGACGUAAACUAUACAGUAUUCAUAAAUUUAGAUAUCAGGGUGUGCCAAAUUUUAACUUCCGUGAUGGACCUCUUGAAAUUGAAAUUUUGAGUUCCGCUUUUAAAAGGAGUUGUGUUAGGGCAUUUCAUGAGAUAUUUUGAGCGUAAGGGAUUUAUUUAAUUAUCUUAGAAUUUUUAACAGGAGUUUUGUUUAGACAUUUUUGCUGAAAUUUCAAAAUUUGGCCAAACAAAACUCCUGUUAAAAAAUUAUAUGAAAAUCAAAUAAAUCCCUUACUCUCAAAAUAUGUCAGAAAAUGCCCAAACAUAACUCCUGUUAAAAGCAGAACUCAAAAUUCCAAUUUUAAGAGGUCCAUCACGGAAGUUAAAUUUUGGUACAUACUAUACUCUGUAUAUACUUUUUCAUAAAUUGUUGAACUUUAAUCCGUUGUAUAUAAAUAAUUAGAUGGUAAAAAAUUAUU
Messenger RNA from Cotesia glomerata, 4796 nucleotides. RefSeq lists its product as uncharacterized. The transcript is spliced from 8 exons. The record is from RefSeq and is a predicted model, not a curated record. Gene Ontology annotation, molecular function: RNA polymerase II transcription regulatory region sequence-specific DNA binding; DNA-binding transcription activator activity, RNA polymerase II-specific. Gene Ontology annotation, cellular component: nucleus; cytoplasm. NCBI's taxonomy places the organism in Eukaryota, Metazoa, Arthropoda, Insecta, Hymenoptera, Braconidae. The coding region runs from base 960 to 4049 and encodes 1029 amino acids. Gene Ontology annotation, biological process: positive regulation of transcription by RNA polymerase II.